ACUCCCCUGGCGAUCGAUCCAUCCCUAUUGAAUAUGACUGCAUUUGCAGAUGUAAGUCAACCUGAUCUUGAGAUGGAACUGGCCGAUAUAGCCGACAAAGAUAUAUGGGUGUCCAAGUUCAAAUGCUUGACCGCUACUCUUGAGGAUGUUGCCCAUCAGAAGGCCAUUCUGGCUCAGAAUCAUAAAUGGAGUGAUAUUGAAAACCUUCCCAAACAGGACAAACUUGUAUUCGAAACAUGGAUUGCCAUCCCCAACACUUAUAUAAACAUGAAAAAGUAUGCAUUUGGAGUCCUGUCGAUCUUCGGCUCAACAUAUGUAUGUGAGCAGGUCUUCUCCAACAUGAACUAUAUUAAAGACAAACAUCGAUCACACCUCACAGAUGACAGCUUGCAAGCCUGUGUGAAAAUGAAGGUGACGUCUUACAGCCCUGAUGUGCAGACACUGUGCACUGAGGUUCAGGAGCAAAAAUCCCAUUAACCAGCUGAAGGAAUGGACAUUCGCAUUAAAGAGGAGGAAGUUCAGGCUGAUGGGAGUAACCUGGCAAUCAAAGAAGAGAAACCGAGUGCCGAUGGCCGAGAACUUCAGCUCAAACUAGAGACGCGACAGGUCGGUCGAAGGGACCUGCACAUUGUGGAGGUUGACCUUAAAGGUCCGCUGAUUGGCGAUUGUUCAUCUGUGGCAUCUGGGGAGCCACGAUUCUCACGGGGGGACUGUACUGCAUCAUCAAGGGUGGCGGAGAUUGAAGUGGAGGUGGGCGACGAUGAUGGUGAUGGAAGGGUCGUGAACGGUGGCCUGAAAACGCCCUCCCAUGCAAAAACUGCCAGGACAACCACGACAACAACUCACAUCGAAGAGAGAGAGCAUGGCUGCUCCGUGUGCGGCAAGAGCUUCGUUCGUCCGUCGGAUCUUAAGAACCACGCGAUGAGCCACAUGGCAGAGAAGCCGCAUAAGUGCUCUGUGUGCGGGAAGGGGUUCGGCCGCCUUUUCUCGCUGAAGGCCCACGCGAUGAUCCACACGGGCGAGAGGCCCCACGUGUGCGGCAAGGGCUUCGGCCGCCAGUCCACCCUUCAAAACCACGCCGCCACGCACGCCGGAGAGAAGGCGCACCGGUGCCCGGUGUGUGGGAAGGGGUUCGCCCGCCCGUCGACACUCAAGGGCCACAUGAUGAUCCACACGGGCGAGAGGCCGCACCGGUGCCCGACGUGUGGAAAGGAGUUCAGAAAGUCGACGCAACUCAAGGGCCACGUGAGGAGUCACACUGGGGAGUGGCUCCACAGGUGCUCCGUGUGCUGGAAGGGUUUCGUCCGCCCAUCGGAACUGAAGAGCCACGUGAUGACGCACAUGGGGGGUGAGAGGCUACACCGGUGCUGCGUGUGCGGGAAGAGUUUCUUACUCCCGUCGUACCUCAAGCAUCAUAUGGCCACUCACGACGAAGAGAAGCCACACAAGUGUAAUGCGGGCGUAAACGGCCUCGCAGAUAUGACGUAA
This is a messenger RNA of Lethenteron reissneri (Far Eastern brook lamprey), 1488 nucleotides long. RefSeq names its product zinc finger protein 239-like. Gene Ontology annotation, biological process: regulation of DNA-templated transcription. Gene Ontology annotation, molecular function: DNA-binding transcription factor activity, RNA polymerase II-specific; RNA polymerase II cis-regulatory region sequence-specific DNA binding. Lineage: Eukaryota; Metazoa; Chordata; Hyperoartia; Petromyzontiformes; Petromyzontidae. The record is from RefSeq and is a predicted model, not a curated record.